UGCCCCUCUCCAAGAUGGCGGCGGCAACCUCGGCCUGUUCCCCCCGCUCCUUCCUGCGCAGGCUCCGCAGACCCCCCUCUAAGAUGGCGAUUAUGUCAUAACCACAAAAUAAACGAGCAGUGAUGGAAUCACUGGACACCGAGGUGAGAGCACGGAAGACUCUGGGGACUGUUGAAUAUGUAGAGUCUUCAGGUUUCACCCAGGGAAUACUGCCAACCAAGAAGGAUGUGGUUCAGAAUAUGCUGUAUUUAUUGCAGCCCAAAAGAGCUGGCCAGGCCCAGCGGUCCAAAGAGGAUGCGGCCCAGUUGCUCGCUGAGCACCUGCAAGAGCACUGGUUGGUUUGCAACUUGCACACCAUCGCCACGCAAAAUAUAAAGAAACUAAUCCUCAAAAUGUACGAGGAGUUUACCAGAUUGUAUCAGACCAGAAAGCAGAGACAGAACCAGGCUUUUACCGAGCGAGCAGACAAAUUCAAUGAGAGUUCAGAGAAGCUCUUUGACGUAUUUUGUACAGACACGCAGACGAGAAAUAAACUGGAGGAAUACAGUGGAAUAAAAAUGACUAGCAUCGAGUGGAAAUUUCUUGAAGAUCAAAGAAGCGAAAGAAAAAUGUACUAUGAAGAUUUCACAGACAAGCAAGAACUGAAGAUGAUGGAAAGAAGACAAAAGAUACAAUGUCUGGAGCACUUCAGAAAACUCGCCAAGGAGGAGAAGGAAGGAAGCAAAGCGAAGGAAAUGAAAUAUAAAAGUGACGAGCAAUCAGACGAAGGCACGAGUGUGGAUGAAUCCUACCCUGCGGAGGAGGAGAACGGCGGGGCUCCGGCCUUUUCGCUGCGGGGCAGGAGGAAGCGCCGGUGCACCACGACUCCUGCGAGCGCUGCCAUGCCCCUGGAGUGCCAGCAUAUACGGAUGAGCAUCAGGAGAGUUAGGCCUGGGUUCUACGAGACUGUGGAGAAGGUCAAAAACUGCUAGCGCAUGCCGCGGUCGGCCGGCAGGGCUGCUGGAGUAUGAGGUGGCAAUGCACACGUUAGGCAAGUUUGAAAUCCCACCGUCAAUUGGAAGUGAUUGUUGUAGAUCCCCAAGCCAGAGCUCAGGAACAUCCUGCCUCCGGAGGAGAGCACUGGGACGACGACAACAGCGGCAAGGACUAAAACCUGUGAACUUGGAAGGCUAAGUAGUCAGCGGCUAAUGACGCGAAGGCUCAGACAUAGCAGAUGAUCUAAGGUUACGUAGCAUAUAAGCCUCUUCUUCCAAGGUCCUGUCUACAUCAGUGGGUUUUCGGAAGUCUCUCACCAUUUCUGAGCCAGUGGUGGCCUAACAGUGCGAAACAGGACUCGGAUUUACUGCAGGGAAAUAACUUGGACUUGUUGCUAACAGAAUAUGGGUGUGCUGCAAAGCCCUAACUCCUGCUGGUUUCGGUGGGAGUGAAAGGUGCUCGGCCCCUUUCAGCAGAAUUUGGCAUUUCUGCAAGGAAGGAAGCUGGUUUUCAGCUUGUAUUACCCAGUCCCGGGGAGGCGCCCUGCGGUUUUGUGAAGGGAUUGCUCUCUUGCUUGAGGAGGGGGAGAGAGAGAUCAGGAGACAUUUGAGUGCUUUGGCUGUAAAAGCAUUGUUGAUUCUGAAUGUUUUAUUCUAGAUUCUAUUUUAAUGACGUUUCCUUGAUCAGGAGAAACCUUACCAUAAUUGGAUGAGUUUUAACACGAAGUCCCUAAUCUAGGAUCUGAGGUGUGAAUCCUAAAUGAA
This is a messenger RNA of Gavia stellata (red-throated loon), 1739 nucleotides long. RefSeq lists its product as uncharacterized. The record is from RefSeq and is a predicted model, not a curated record. NCBI's taxonomy places the organism in Eukaryota, Metazoa, Chordata, Aves, Gaviiformes, Gaviidae. The transcript has 2 exons. Bases 123 to 971 code for a protein of 282 amino acids.